AUUAUGAACAGUCACUACAGAUGAGGACGAGUAUCCAUGGCGAGGACACUGUACAUCCUGACAUAGCCUCCACACUUAGCAACUUGGGUGCCGUCUGGGGUGACCUUGGUGAUUACAGGAAGGCGAUCAGUUAUUAUGAACAGUCACUACAGAUGGUGCGGAGUUUCUAUGGUGAGGACACUGCCCAUCCUGACAUUGUUCGAUCACUUAGCUGCUUGGGUAGCGCAUGGAGAAACCUUGGCGAUUACAGAAAGUCAAUCAGCUACUAUGAACAGUCACUACAGAUGGAGCGGAGAAUCUAUGGUGAGGACACUAAACAUCCUGACAUUGCUUCCUCACUUAACACUUUGGGUGCCACCUGGGUAUUCCUUAGUGAUUACAGAAAGGCAAUGACGUAUCAGGAACAGGCACUACAGAUGAGGAGGACUAUCUAUGGUGAGGACACUGUACAUCCUGACAUUGCCGAGUCACUUAACGACUUGGGUACCGUCUGGAGUGAUCUUGGUAAUCACAGAAACGCGAUCAGUUAUUAUGAACAGGCACUACAGAUGAGACAGGAUAUAUAUGGUGAGGACACUGCAAAUCCUGACAUUGCGAGCUCACUUAACAACUUGGGUGUCACUUGGGAUGACCUUGGUGAUUACAGAAAGGCGAUCAGCUACUAUGAACAGUCACUACAGAUGGAGAGGAGUAUCUAUGGUGAGGAACAUCCUGGCAUUGCCAAUACACUCAGCAAUCUGGGUACCGCCUGGAGCAACCUUGGUGAUCACAGCAAGGCGAUCAGCUACUUUGAACAGUCAAAACGGAUGAUGCAGUCUAUCUAUGGUGAGGACACUGCACAUCCUGACAUUGCCGAC
Messenger RNA from Branchiostoma belcheri (Belcher's lancelet), 857 nucleotides. RefSeq names its product nephrocystin-3-like. Gene Ontology annotation, cellular component: kinesin complex. Gene Ontology annotation, molecular function: protein binding. The transcript has a single exon. The record is from RefSeq and is a predicted model, not a curated record. Lineage: Eukaryota; Metazoa; Chordata; Leptocardii; Amphioxiformes; Branchiostomatidae. The annotation marks the transcript as partial.